CUGCUCAAACGCUCCGUGAGAGGCAUCCCUGCUGCACAGUCAUGGCCCAGGCUUCGAGAUUGCCCGUUAUGCCUGCCGCUAUUUUCGCCAAACGACGAAACAUUGAAAACCUACCUGGCAUACACGUUAUAUAUGACACUCCAGUCAGAUUUUGCCAGGGACUGUUUCCGGCAUCUAUGUUUGAUGGCGUCACUGUGUCAUACCUGGCUUACUUUGAAAGAGAUCCCGUCCUGUUCCGAGUGGCUGUGUGCAAAGACGUCCAACAGGCCAAGUUCGUGGAAAUGGGCAUCUUCGAGGACGAGGGUGUCGAUAUCCGGAACAACAUCGUUUGCAAGACCCGAAUACCCACUGAAACUCAGCAGACAAAAUCAUCUCUCGGGCUCCCUGGGCCACGUCAAUACGCUUGGGCUGAGUUUUCCUUCUCCGGGACUAACGGGACUGAGUUCCGUUACAAUGGUACCCCCCUCCUAUUCCACAACACACUGCAGCUUGACGAGCUCAAUAGCUACAUCGCAUGGCAUUUUCCAACGCUCAACAACGCAACGAUCUUAGAGGUGCAUGCGACAUACCCCUCUUCAGCGUCCUCGACUUUCUUCCAUUUGGGAGAACCCAUCAACGUCACCAAUACUGGAAACAUCAGAGUAGGAGGACGCCUGGUUGUCGUUGGAAACUACAAGAGGACUACUUCCCAGAGUGACGACAUCCAGUUCAAAGUGCAGACAUGGAAGGAAACCGCCAAGAUUUGCGCAAUCAAGAAGCCAUCGCAAGACGACCUGACGAUUGUGUUUGAAAGGAGGACCACUAGAUUAAUCUGUCAGGUGGGAAACAAGGCAGAAUGGAAACUGGAAGACUAUGACAUGAACACCACGACCGCGAUCUCCGUGGUCCAGAACUUCGAGGUCAAGCUCAUCCGACAGUUCACUGGGAUGAGCACGUACUCAGAUUUCAAGUAGUAGGCGUCGCUCGUCGAAGCCACAACGCACCAAAGCACUCUAACAUUGUGCACAAGGACAUCGCACCCAGAGUUAUGUGUGCUUGUAAAAUAUUGAAUAAAAUUGAAUUUGCAUAAAAUA
Messenger RNA from Ornithodoros turicata, 1073 nucleotides. RefSeq lists its product as uncharacterized. The record is from RefSeq and is a predicted model, not a curated record. The transcript is spliced from 7 exons. NCBI's taxonomy places the organism in Eukaryota, Metazoa, Arthropoda, Arachnida, Ixodida, Argasidae. Bases 42 to 953 code for a protein of 303 amino acids.